GUUUACCAAUUGCUUUGAACCUCAGUACUGGUGAAAAAGAUGGCGGCGUCCUACGGUGAUACGUGUAACGAGAAGAUGCUAUAGAUAAUUAUUACUUUAUAAAGAUAAAUAAUACUUAGCAAAAUGUUUAAAGAAACUGCACAACUUUUUAAAGCCGCAGCUCCUUUGCUUGCGAAAACGACGCUUUUGAAAGAGGUAAGAAUCAUCUCGACACAUGGGGGGAGCAGUGUCCACGGGCAUCGAUAUUUCAAUGUCACCUGCAGUUUAUGUGCGAAGGUAACGCCGAGAAAAAAGCCGCGAGUCAAGGUGGACAUACCCGGACUCGAGCGCAUUACCUAUGGCGAUAGAAUGCACUAUGUCCCUGGUUUGGCAAAGCCCUCUUUCCCUACCUGGGUGCGAGACUGGAACGACCCCUCUCAUUAUUAUGCGCCGAAAGAGGAAGAAAUGCCACUCCAUAAAGAGAAGUCUUGCUUCAUAUUUAACCAAAGGACAAACGCACUUGAAGGUGUCAGGCAAGCACUGUGGCUCACUAAAUCCAAGCUGACACAGGGACUUCCGGACCAGGUUCUGUCAUUGGCUGAGAACGAAGCCAAUCAGAUUGAAAACCAGGAUGAGCGAGUUCAGAAUGCCAUCAGGCAUGCUCGCUUCUGGGACACCACAGAGGAACGACCGUCCAGAGACAAUUUCUGCGUGGCUUUGCUGAGGAACCUGAUCCACCUGUGUGGGAGCCUGCAGGUCAGUCAUCCUGUGCUUGGCAGGAGGAUCCUGGCGGAGAAAUACAGUCUGGCUGCCACAUGGAGCAGAGGUGAAGACUUGUUCCAGGUGCGAGGGCAAAAUGGGUUGCUGCUCAACAGCAUGGCCCCUCUCCCAGUGCUUGCUGGGAAAGAGGAGGUCCAGAGCACGGCCGACCAUGUCCUGGAGACGUUCUACCCGAUCUCUCCCACCAUCGACCUGCAGAGUGUCCAGCUCUACAAGGAGCAGAACCAUACAGGCAAUACUACUGUUUGUCAAUCAACCAACCCUAAAAUGAGCAGACCCCAGGAUGAGGAGGAGGAGGUGUUCAGGAACCUUACAGAGGUAAAGAAGAGCCAGAUAGUGAUGCCCUGCCAUGCCAACCACCGGCAGGAGCUCAGUGUGGGUCAGCUGCUCAAAUGGAUGGACUCUACAGCCUGUCUUUCAGCUGAAAGGCAUGCUGGGUGUCCUUGUGUCACAGCCUCGGUCGAUGACAUCCACUUUGAACACACUAUUGGGGUUGGACAGGUGGUCAACAUCAAGGCCAAAGUCAACCGAGCUUUCAACACCAGCAUGGAGGUUGGCAUCGUGGUGAACUGUGAGGACCUGUUCAGCGAUAGCCACUGGAGGGUGUGUCAGGCAUUUGCCACGUUUGUCACCCAGCGCACUACGGGAGGAAAGGUGCAGCUGCGUCCAUUGGUCCCACGUACCCAGACGGAGCAGGUGGAGCACAGCCUAGCAGCUGAGAGGAGGAGGAUGAGGCUGGUCCACGCUGACAUCAUGAAGGACCUGCUCACCAACAGGGCCUUUCAACAAGUGGAGGUCCAGGAGACUGAGAAGGCGGUGCCAGCAGAGAGGACGCAGGUAGAGAGUGUAGAGUUGGUUCUCCCUCCUCAUGCCAACCACCAGGUCAACACGUUCGGAGGACAGAUCAUGGCCUGGAUGGAGAACGUGGCUACUAUCGCUGCUAGUCGUCUGUGUAACGCCCACCCCACCCUGCGGAGCAUUGACAUGUUCCAUUUCAGGGGUCCCUCACACGUGGGCGACCGGCUGGUCCUCAAAGCCAUCGUAAACAAUGCAUUCAAGAACAGCAUGGAGGUGGGUGUGUGUGCAGAGGCUUAUCAGGGGGAGGAGCCUCUGAGGCACAUCAACAGCGCCUUCAUGACCUUUGAGGUCUGCGACAGGGAUGGCAAGCCCUGCACGUUGCCAAAAAUACAACCUGAACCCCUGGAGGGAAGGAGACGGUAUCAGGAGGCCAUUGCUAGAAAGAAAAUACGACUUGACAGGAAGUACAUAAUAUCCUGCAAGCAGACUGAGGUGCCCUUAUCUGUACCGUGGGACCUCAGCAACCAGGUGUACCUGAGCUACAACAACGUGUCUGCUUUGAAGAUGCUGGCUGCCAGAAACAACUGGGUGUUAAACUCUGAGAAAAACAAGGUGAGCCUGUACACCCUGGAGCAGAAGCAGGUGUUGAGUUUUAAGAUUGAGUUUGAGGCAGACGUCCCGGCUGAGAGGGCCUUCAUGGUGCUCUCUGACCUCAGCAAGAGAGUGGAGUGGGAUCCAAACUACAAGAGGUGUGAGCUGAUUCGUAGGGUGGACGAUGAUGACUUUCUGUACCGCGUGGUGACUCCCUCCAUAUGCCGGGGUGGGGUCAGUAGCAGCUCUUCAGCCAAUCAGGGAGGGAUGGUCCAGGACUUCAUUCUCCUGGCCUCCAGGAGACCGCCGUGUGACAGCGGGGACCCUUAUGUUAUUGCUCUGCGUUCGGUCACUCUACCCACACACCCUCCUACAGAGGGCUACAACAGAGGGGAGGUGCUGUGUGCCGGCUUCAGCAUCAUGGAGGUCUCCAACACUGUAUCCAAGAUCUCCUACUUCAACCAGGCGUCUCCCGAGGUCUUGCCCUACAUCUCCACAGACAUCGCCGGGCUCUCCUCCAGCUUCUACGGCACCUUCUGCACCUGUAGUACCUUCCUCCAGGACAACAGGGACAACCCUACCCCUAAAGACCAACCACCCUCCACACUGAAUAGUACACUACUGUAACCCCCUAUCCUCACCACACCUGACCACCUCACCCUCGAUGAGUAUUGUGCUGAUGGAUUUAACAGACUGCCAUUAGAUGCUGUGAUGAAGUUCAAGACUUCUUUUAUUAGAGUGAAUAAUGUAAGGAGCCUGUUCAUAAAUCGGUUUGUGCUGUCUUGCCAACUCCUAUGGCCGUUGACAAUGACCUUAAAAUAUAUCUGGGACCAGGCUAAUGAAAGAGGAGCAUCUACAGCAAACAUUUUUGGGGGCACUGAUGGUUUUUAACAAUGUUUUGCAUCUCCAAUUAUAACAUGUGAAAAUGAUAUGAGACAGAAAUGUAAAUUGUAUUUGAAGUUUUCCAGAGAAUGAAUAGUAACGAGCUGUUUGUUUUACUGAGUAGAGCUCUGUAUUGUUUUAUAGAGGGUCAGAAUACAGAAAGUAACACUGCAUUUGAUGUCAGAUAUGUUUCAUGAUGUUUUUUAUGACGAGGCAUUCAAAUGUUUCAGCCAAGUUACACAUAAGAUAAGAAUAUCAUAUCUUAAACUACAGGCAUUAAAGUUUUUUAUAUAUAUAUAUAUUUAUAUAAAACAAUUGAAAUUACAAAGAUGAUUGUACAAAAUUAUUGCUAACAAUUUUACAAUAAAUAUAUUACAAUUAAAUUGAA
Salvelinus fontinalis (brook trout) is the source of this 3418-nucleotide messenger RNA. Its product is annotated as acyl-coenzyme A thioesterase 11-like. Bases 124 to 2775 code for a protein of 883 amino acids. NCBI's taxonomy places the organism in Eukaryota, Metazoa, Chordata, Actinopteri, Salmoniformes, Salmonidae. Gene Ontology annotation, cellular component: extracellular exosome. Gene Ontology annotation, molecular function: lipid binding; thiolester hydrolase activity. The record is from RefSeq and is a predicted model, not a curated record. The transcript is spliced from 19 exons.